This is a messenger RNA of Sphaerodactylus townsendi, 5615 nucleotides long. It is a transcript of the gene LMLN, whose product is annotated as leishmanolysin like peptidase. NCBI's taxonomy places the organism in Eukaryota, Metazoa, Chordata, Lepidosauria, Squamata, Sphaerodactylidae. Gene Ontology annotation, biological process: cell adhesion; proteolysis. The record is from RefSeq and is a predicted model, not a curated record. Gene Ontology annotation, cellular component: cytoplasm; membrane. Gene Ontology annotation, molecular function: metalloendopeptidase activity. The coding region runs from base 69 to 2078 and encodes 669 amino acids. The transcript is spliced from 17 exons.
GUAGAGGGAACGCCAGGUUCCUCUGCGGAGGCCAUGGCUACGCGGCGGUAGCGAAGGAGGCGGACAAGAUGUCGACCGGGUGGAGGGUCCUCCAGCAUCCCCGUCCGCCGUCUGCUUUGCCCACUGCCUUGGUCGUACUGGUGCUGCUGGGCGGUAGCCCACCCGCGGCCUGCGCUUCAGCUUUCUGCCACCACCGUGUCCCCAGUGCCGAGGAGGUUAUCUACAAAGUUUAUCUCAAGCAAAAUCAUAUCUCGAAGAGAAGCGUGGAUGGGCAGCUGAAAAUUAAGACUAUAUAUGACAGAAGUGUUGAAGAACUGCCUCCUGAAAAAAGACACCUUAUAAAGCAUAAACUUUUUCCACAAGCUAUAUCUUAUUUGGAAAAGACAUUUCAAGUUCGGAAACCUACUGGUACUAUCUUACUAAGCAGACAGUGUGUAACAAACCAAUACAUAAGGAAGAGGGAUGACCCACACCGAUACUGCCGUGGAGCCUGUGCAGAAUUUACGAGGUGUGGUCCUGUCAUAGUUCCUGAAGAACACCUGCAGCAAUGUAGGGUAUGCAGUGAAAAUGAAUGGCUUUGUGGACCUGUUGGUUUACCAGACCAAGAAGGCGUUAGAGAUGCUGACUUUGUACUAUAUGUUAGUGCUUUGACUACUGAAAGAUGUGGCCAAGAAAAUAUCAUUGCAUACGCAGCAUACUGCCAGCUGGAAGCAGAUAUGGACAGACCAAUAGCUGGGUAUGCCAAUCUGUGUCCAAAUAUGAUUUCGACCCAACCACAAGAGUUUGUUGGAAUGCUAUCUACAGUAAAACAUGAAAUCAUUCAUUCAUUGGGUUUUUCAGCUGGUCUGUUCGCUUUUUAUCAUGAUGAUGAUGGAAAUCCUUUGACUGCUAGAUAUGCAGAAGGAGUGCCAGCCUUCAAUGAAAGCCUUGGCUUGUAUCAGUGGAGCAAUAAAGUUGUGCGUAACGCAGUAAGAUUGUGGGAUGUCCGGGACAAUAAGCUUCUACGUCAUAAUGUUUUUCUACUGAUUACUCCUAAAGUAGUUGAAGAGGCCCGAAAACAUUUUGACUGCCCCAUUCUAGAAGGAAUGGAGCUUGAAAAUCAAGGUGGCAUGGGCACCGAGCUCAAUCAUUGGGAGAAACGGCUGUUGGAGAAUGAAGCAAUGACUGGAUCACACACUCAGAACAGAGUGUUCUCCCGAAUCACCUUGGCUUUAAUGGAAGACACUGGCUGGUAUAAAGCCAACUAUAGCAUGGCAGAAAAACUAGACUGGGGCCACGGUAAAGGCUGCGACUUCGUGAUGAAGAGUUGUAAGUUUUGGAUCGACCAAAGGCGGAAAAAGAAAGAAGGUGUGGCCCCAUAUUGUGACACACUGCGGAAUAAUCCAUUGCAGCUGACCUGCAGGCAAGACAAAAGGGCAGUAGCAGUGUGCAAUUUGCAGAAGUUCCCACAGCAGCUGCCUCAGGAGUAUCAGUACUUUGACAGUUUAGAAGGAGUGACGGCAGAAGACCUGCCUUACUAUGGGGGAUCAGUAGAAAUUGCUGAUUACUGUCCUUUCAGCCAAGAAUUUAGCUGGCACUUGAGUGGUGAAUUUCAGCGCAGUUCAGAUUGCAGAAUAUUAGAAAACCAACCAGACCCUUUCAAAAACUACGGUGCAGAGAAAUAUGGACCAGAUUCUGUGUGUCUUCUUCAGAAGUCAGCAUUUGUUAUGGAACAAUGCAGAAAGAAACUUAGUUACCCUGACUGGGGCAGUGGAUGUUAUCAGGUUUCUUGUUCUCCCCAAGGACUGACUGUUUGGGUCAAGGAUGUGGCGUACCUAUGCAGUCGCUCAGGUCAAGUGCUGACUGUGAAUAUUCAGAUGAAUGGAUGGGUACAUAUUGGAAAUCUAAUUUGCCCAGCAUGUACAGACUUCUGUGAUAUCUGUCCACCUGAGCGGGACCCUCCUCCUGUCGCUAACUUAUCAAGAAUUGCACCUAUUGAUUUGUGCUCCUGCUCUCCCAGCCCGGUAGUAACCUUGUGGCUACUAAUGGCAAACUUACUUCCACUCCUUGCUGGGUUUCUUCUGUGUGCAUGGCGUUAAACUGAGCUCCCGAGUUGCCAUACAGUCACGUCGCAUUCCUAGAAUGCACUUCAACAGUGCAACGUAUCUCAAAGGCAGCUGUCUAGAAGAGAGAUUGUCUCUCCGUCUGCCUUGUGGCAAGCACUGCAUCUGAACACAAGCUGUGUGUUGCUGGUGAACAACCUCUGGGCUAAGAAAGAGGCAAAAAUUUUAAACAUCUCAAGUGUCAGGCAUAAUUUAAAGUUUUAUUUUCUCAUUGCUAACAAAUUUGGGGAAACAAAUUUACCGGGUAGAUUGCCUCUCUGCUGCCUCUGGUUUUGGAACAUUUUUUUACACAGAAUUCUCUGGGGCUUGUAGCAUCCUUAGACAGAGAUAUACCUCAGAGUUUCUUUUAGUCAAAAGCCAUGUCAAAUCAGUUGCCAUUAUUGCUGAGACUCAUAUGAUUUUAGAGAGUCUUGCAGUUUUAUCCAAAAAUAGUUUUGGGACUGGUGUAGCACAACUUCCAGAAUUAUUCCGUAUUUCAUAUGCUACAGGGAUUUAAGGUUGUUUCUUCUGUGCAGUCUCUGCUGCUCAGAAUAGCAGUGAACUUUUCAACAGCUACACACCAUGCACUUUUGAUAUUUCUAAGUAGUGGAAAUAUUUUUCCCAUGUCACUUAAUGAACAACACUUAAGUUUUGACUGUUGUGUUGUGACUCUUAAUGCACUGAAACUGUAACCCCAAGCAUGCUUGCUUGGACAUAACUUCCUCUGAACUUAUUUCAGAGUAAGCAUGUUUUAGAUUGGGCUAUAAAUGGUUGUUACAGGAUAACUCGAUGAAAUGGAUAGCCCUUGUUAAUGAAUGUUCACUUCACAAUACUGGCCUUUUACUCUUUUCAUGCAGCCCAGAUAUUGGUAAGGCUGCAGGAUCCAAAUGAACUUUUUUCUUAUGAGGUAGUGAUGGGGGAACAUUUCAUAGUGACGGAACUGUAAAUCUUGAACACCGUAUUGACACUGCUGGACCAAAUGGUGAUUACUGUUGCCAGGUAGCUUAGUUUGGGCAUUCUUGAACAAAAGAACCUCUCUCGUUGUUGGUGCUGUUGGGUAUAGGCAGAUUUAAACUUUUUCUUUAAAUUGUGCAGGUUACUAAGUAUACCACCCAGAAGCGGUUGGGCUGAAGAAAAGAUGUGAAGAACUUGUAGAUAAGCUAUUCCCUUAAGCAUGACAACCUUCCGGGAACCUAGUAGUGGAGACAGUGCUUUCUUAUAGCUGGUACAAAUAAGUCUCAUCAUAUGCUAGAAGAAGUGGCACCCGGUGCUACUGAUCGCUGUGGUUCAUUGAAGGUGAUUCUAAGAUUCUGUUGGCCAGGAGUGCUCCUAAAAAUCUUUUUAAAAAUCUGAAUUAUUUAGUUUUAUUCUACUUAUUGUGCAUAGGCAGUAGACUUGUCAGUGUGUCGGGAUUAGAGCCUUUAAAUGAAAUUGGAAACUUUUUUCAUGUCUGCAGGGUCCACUUAUUUUGAAGGAAAACCUAUAAUGGUGCCGAUUAGAUCUUUUUCUUCCCUUGAAGGUAUCUCUGUUUUUAGGAUGAGGGUUUUUUGCAAACCAGUCACAGGCAGUAACUGGGCCCACUUGCAGCAUGAGAAAGCUAAGAAUGUGAUAGUGUUGAGCAGAUAUCCUGUCUGGGGAUGUUACACAAAUGUGCACUACAUAAUUGCUCUACUUCUGUAGUAUAAACCCUACUUAGCCUUAAAUAAGGGGUGGGGGAGUGGACAACAUAGAAAUAGCAAUAAAAUAUUAGGGUUAAGAAACGCUUUAAACAUACACUUCGACUGGAAAUUUGAACGAUGUACAGUUUAGCAAUUGGCAUGAAACACUUAUGUGAAAUCAAAGCAUCUGAGAAUUUUGGAAGCCAGAGAUGAAAAGUUUUGUGCAAUAAUGGAAUUUAAAUAGCAUCUUUACAUGAUGCUUUUAUACUUGAAUAUUCUUUUGUCUUGAAGUAAAACAAUUGCACUGUAUCAAUAUUAUGGCUAACUUUUUAUAUAGGCAUUCAUAUCUGUGUUAAUGUAUGAAUUUAUGUUGUGAAACUUGAGUUAAGCCAUGAUGUCUCUACUGUGGUACAUUAGUUAAAUCUAGGAACUUAGUAAAAUGGCUUGAAAUGUUCUUGCCAGUUAUACUAUAUUAUGCUGGUGACCACCAUGCACUGUAUCAGAGAGCGUUCAUAUGCUUUACACUCCAGAGCUCUUAUAUGCAGAUAUUUAAGUGAGCACAUAAUUGAAUUAGCCUGAAAUUCUGAUUGUGUCUGGGAACAUGCUUGCAGUUGAUGAGUCUGAAGCGUGAACACUGAAUUUGACUCCCUGUGCAUAAAUAAAUCCGCUGUUUACAUUGAGACCCUCAUUCUUUUGCAUUAGUGUGAGAAAUUUUGGAAGACCAGUCAAGGUCAUAUAGUACCCAUUUUAAAGUCACAGAAUCAUUUCAUGAGGUGGUUGUGGCGGAAAUGGGGCCCCAAUGUUAUCUCAGAGAUGCGAUCUUUGCCUCCUCCCCCCCCCCCCUCCAUUGAAAAUGGCUGUCUGGAUUCUGGGGACUGCUGAUCAUAAGACCCAUUUUAGAAGAUGGUACAUGUGUAUAUUCACAAAGUAUUGCAGCUUUUUCUUAAUAUACAUACAUGACAUCAUGUGUCUGACAGUGCAGAUCAAUAAAAGCAUCUCACAAUGGAACUGACUACCUCAGUUUCAAGUAUACUUUGAUGAGAUAUUCAUUGUCUCCAUUAAUCUUGACAUCUCAAACUUCCUGAAGAACAAAUUCCUAUCUAAUGAGGAGAAAGCAGCACAGUAGGAAACUGUUAUUUUAGGAUAUGGAAUCUAUGGUGAAUCCUUGCCAUCAACACCAUAGUAGUUUUUAAUAAAAAAUGUAAACUUUUUUCCCUAAGUCUACAUGUAGCUGUUUUGGUUGUGGUAUUUCUUAGUUGCACUUGCAUCCUUUAUUGUUACUGCUCUGAAUGGAUAUAGUAUUGCCAUUUAUUUUCUUCCUUGACAAGCACAUCCAUGCCCCUGCUGUGACUGAAUCUAAUCUCUGAAGAUGUUUUUCUUAGACCAUCAUAGCCCUUAACUGGCACUGAGCAUCAAUUUGCCUCAGAGUGGGCUGACCACUUCACUAAGUGGAAAAUGUCCCAGUGGGAUGCUGCACUUGAUAGGUAUGGGUGGUCAGGACCAACAAAGAGCCAAGCUCCCGCAACUCAGUCAAUGCCUCUGGGACCAUUUGGCUCAGAGCUUUCAUCAGCAAUGGUAAUUGGACUCAGUUCACCAAUUAUUUCCUCCUAUGCUGCUGCCAGCCAUAAGAGGAAGCAAGGGAUAAACUACUGCCCAUUGUUGGUGCUGCUGAGCUGAGUGGCUUUGGUAGCGUUGGCUUGUAGUGCCUCAGGCUGCUGAGCUUACCUCCAAAGGCUGUUAUCACUUCCGAGUCUGCUCCCAACUUGCCUGAAGACCAGUUAUUUUACAAAGGAGGGGAGGUUAGGAGUAUUUCUUGGUGAAAAGCAUUGGUGAGUCAGAUGCAGACCUUUGCCUGCCCUUUGAACUGCAGGGUAGA